Messenger RNA from Cinclus cinclus, 519 nucleotides. RefSeq names its product anterior gradient 2, protein disulphide isomerase family member (gene AGR2). NCBI's taxonomy places the organism in Eukaryota, Metazoa, Chordata, Aves, Passeriformes, Cinclidae. Gene Ontology annotation, molecular function: dystroglycan binding. Gene Ontology annotation, cellular component: endoplasmic reticulum. The record is from RefSeq and is a predicted model, not a curated record. The transcript has 7 exons. Bases 1 to 519 code for a protein of 172 amino acids.
AUGGAGAGAAGUUACGCGUCCUUGUUCUUACUGCUCAUUGUCAUCUCCUGUGCUCUGGCAAAGGAUGCGGGCAAGAAGGAUUCAAAGGACACUACGGCUAAGCCAAAACUGCCUCAGACACUCUCCAGAGGCUGGGGAGACCAGCUCAUCUGGACGCAGACCUACGAGGAAGCGCUUUUCCGUGCCAAGCACAGCCAGAAACCCUUGAUGAUUAUCCACCACCUGGAAGACUGCCCACACAGCCAAGCCCUCAAGAAGGUCUUUGCUGAACACAAAGAUAUACAGAAACUGGCUGAAAAAUUCAUUCUCCUGAACCUUGUGUAUGAAACCACAGACAAGAAUCUUGCACCUGAUGGCCAGUACGUCCCUCGGAUUUUGUUCAUAGAUCCUUCCCUGACUGUGAGAGCAGAUAUUACUGGAAGAUACUCAAACCGUCUCUACGCAUAUGAGCCCUCUGACAUUUCAUUGUUGUAUUCAAAUAUGCAGAAAGCACUGAAGCUUCUGAAGACUGAACUGUAA